This is a messenger RNA of Prosopis cineraria, 3009 nucleotides long. RefSeq names its product probable galactinol--sucrose galactosyltransferase 1. Lineage: Eukaryota; Viridiplantae; Streptophyta; Magnoliopsida; Fabales; Fabaceae. The coding region runs from base 294 to 2555 and encodes 753 amino acids. The transcript has 13 exons. The record is from RefSeq and is a predicted model, not a curated record.
AUUAGGAAACAGUUCCCCAAGCAUUGGAUUGGCUUCAUGGGACCCUGAAUUUGCUAUAAAUACCUUCUUCUCCUUUGUUGGACUCACAGUCCUAUCUAGUUUCUAGCUUCCGGGGCUGUGAUUCCUGCAUUUUCUAUAUCUCCUGCUUGGAAUCACAGUCCGAGGCUAGUUCUAGUGGGGCUGUGAUUUUUUUUUUUUUGGCUUAUAAUUUUUACGUAUAUUAGAUUUCAGCCCCUUCACUUCCUUCUCCAUAGAGAGUUGCUUCAAAUUUUUGCUUUUGUUUGUUGGAGAAGAUGACUGUGGGAGCCGGAAUUUCUGUGGCCGAUGCCAAUUUGAUGGUGUUGGGGAAGAAGGUCCUCUCUCAGGUUCCCCAAAACGUCGUCGUUACACCCUCCUCUUCAGUUCUAGAUGGUGCUUUCAUUGGAGUUGAUUCUGAUCGCAAGGGCAGCCGAAGAGUCUUUCCCAUUGGAAAACUACAGGGGUUGCGCUUUAUGUGUGUAUUUCGCUUCAAAAUGUGGUGGAUGACGCAGCGAAUGGGUACCUGUGGGCAAGAUAUUCCCUUUGAAACACAGUUCUUACUUGUGGAAGCGCACAAGAGUUCUGAUAUUGAUGGGAUCAGAAAUGGAGAAGAAGACACUUAUGCUGUUUUCUUGCCUCUUCUGGAAGGAGAUUUCAGAGCAGUUCUUCAAGGAAAUGAGCAAAACGAGAUAGAGAUCUGUGUGGAAAGUGGAUGUCCUGAUGUUGAGGGAUUUGAUGGGACUCAUCUGGUAUUCGUUGGAGCAGGAUCAGACCCUUUUGAAGUCAUUUCAAAUGCAGUCAAGACUGUUGAGAAACACUUGCAGACAUUCUCUCACCGUGAGAGGAAGAAGAUGCCAGACAUCUUGAACUGGUUUGGUUGGUGUACAUGGGAUGCUUUCUAUACCAAAGUCGAUUCAGAAGGAGUAAAGCAAGGAUUGCAAAGCUUAGCAAAAGGUGGGAUUCCCGCCAAGUUUGUUAUAAUUGAUGAUGGAUGGCAAUCUGUUGGCAUGGACUCUAAUGGUAUUGAAUGGAAAUCUGAUUUUGCGGCCAAUUUUGCAAAUCGCUUGACGCAUAUCAAAGAGAAUCACAAGUUUCAGAAAGAUGGUAAAGAGGGUCAAAGAGAAGAGGAUCCUGCUCUGGGUUUUCGUCAUAUCUCGAAAGACAUCAAAGAACAGCAUGACAUUAAGUACAUUUACGUGUGGCAUGCUAUAACGGGAUACUGGGGUGGUGUUAAGCCUGGGGUUACCGGAAUGGAGCACUAUGAGUCAAAAAUGGCCUACCCUGUAUCAUCUCCUGGCGUUGAAUCAAAUCAACCAGAUGAAGCUCUAACAACCAUUGCCAUGAAUGGGCUCGGCCUUGUGAAUCCUGAGAAAGUUUUUCACUUUUAUAAUGAACUCCACUCAUAUCUUGCAUCCGCUGGUAUGGAUGGUGUCAAAGUUGAUGUUCAGAAUAUCCUUGAAACCCUUGGGGCAGGCCAUGGUGGUAGGGUCAAACUCGCAAGAAAAUACCACCAGGCUUUAGAGGCAUCAAUCGCAAGAAACUUCCCUGACAAUGGCAUUAUUUGUUGCAUGAGUCACAAUACUGAUGGCUUGUACAGUGCAAAGCGAUCAGCAGUAGUUAGGGCAUCGGAUGAUUUCUGGCCAAGAGAUCCAGCAUCCCACACAAUUCACAUAGCUUCAGUUGCUUACAACACCGUUUUCCUUGGUGAAUUUAUGCAACCAGAUUGGGAUAUGUUUCAUAGCCUACAUCCGAUGGCUGAAUAUCAUGGAGCAGCUCGAGCCGUAGGUGGAUGUCCUAUUUAUGUAAGUGACAAGCCUGGACACCAUGAUUUUAAUAUUCUGAAAAAACUUGCACUGCCUGAUGGUUCCAUAUUGAGGGCCAAACUCCCAGGAAGACCAACAAAAGAUUGUUUGUUUUCUGAUCCUGCAAGAGAUGGAAAGAGUCUUCUGAAGAUAUGGAACCUGAAUGAUUUCUCUGGAGUUGUUGGGGUGUUCAAUUGUCAAGGAGCAGGAUGGUGCAAAGUUGGAAAGAAAAACCUUAUCCAUGAUGAAAAUCCAGGAACAAUCACUGGCGUCAUUAGGGCUAAGGAUGUUGACUUUCUAACUAAGGUUGCUGGUGAGAAAUGGAAUGGAGACACCAUCAUAUUCUCCCAUGUUGGUGGAGAGGUUACUUACCUUCCAAAGGAUGCAUCUAUUCCUAUUACAUUGAAAUCCAAAGAGUUUGAAGUUUUCACAGUAGUUCCUGUUAAGGAAGUUAAUGACGGUGUCAGAUUUGCUCCUAUUGGUUUGAUGAAGAUGUUCAACUCUGGAGGAGCCAUCAAGGAAUUGAAUUGCGUAUCUAAUGGAACCACAAGCAUUAUCGUGGAAACGCGAGGCUGUGGUUUAUUCGGAGCUUAUUCAUCAGCUCGACCUAAGACAGUGACAGUGGAUUCAGAGGAGAUGGAGUUCAGAUAUGAUGAAGGAUCUGGGCUGGUAACUAUUGACUUGAGAGUACCAGAGAAAGAGUUGUACCAGUGGAACAUAUCUAUCAACUACUGAUGCAUGAAUCUUAUAUUUUUUGUGCACUGGCCUAGUUUGGAUACAAGCAUGUCAUCCUAUGUGACGGAAGCAUAAAUUCAGACAACAAAAAUUGAGGAGGUUAUGAUAUGAGUCCCUAGAUUAGAGAUCAGAAAGCUUUUGUAGUUUCUUCUAGUGAUGUAUCUGCUUAUCUGUAGAUCGCCAUGGAAGAACUAAGAAGGUUAGGAAGCUUUUCUAAUUUUUUGUGUCUUGUAAUAUAUUUAUGUAUUGAGGAAGGCCAAAAAAGGGCUAUAUUUGAAGGGCUCUUGGAGUUGAAACCUUCUGGAGGAAGAAUGUAAUCUUAUAUAAGCUUGCCCACCUUGGGCAAUUCCAAAAAUAAAAACUUAUGUCAGUGGAGACAAAUAGUUGUAGAACAUGAAGGCCGAAUUAUGGCGUCUCUCGAAAUAGUUAUAGUUAACAUUAUUGUACUGUUAAA